GCGGCCUCCAUGGAUCGCACAGAAUGAUGAAGUCCUCUGUCCACACAGAAGAGGAUGACUUUGUUCCAGAGCUGCAGAGGAGCAUCCAUCCCAGGGAGAGGCCGGACUGGGAGGAGACGCUCAGUGCCAUGGCCAGAGGUGCCGACAUUCCGGACAUGCCGGGGGAGCUGCCCCUGCGCUCCUGCGGCAGCACCGCCAGCAUGAAGGUGAAGAACGUGAGAAAAUACAUCCCCCCGGGACUGAUGGGCUGUGAUGCCUUUCACAGGUUAUCCUUUACAAAGGGGCACUUCCCGAAGAUGGCUGAGUGUGCACAUUUCCACUAUGAAAACGUGGACUUUGGCAACAUACAGCUCUCGCUCCCAGAGGAGCAGAACGAAGUGACAAGGAAUGGCUGUGAGUCCAAGGAGCUGGUGUACCUGGUGCAGAUCUCCUGUCAGGGCAGGAGCUGGAUUGUGAAGAGGAGCUAUGAGGAUUUCCGGGUGCUGGACAAACACCUCCACCUGUGCAUCUACGACCGCCGCUUCUCGCAGCUGGCAGAGCUGCCCCGCUCCGAUGCCCUGAAGGACAGCCCCGAGCUGGUCACCCAGAUGCUGAUGGCUUACCUGGCUCGGCUCUCCACCAUCGCAGGCAAUAAGAUCAACUGUGGCCCUGCCCUCACAUGGAUGGAGAUUGAUAACAAGGGGAAUCACCUGCUGGUCCAUGAGGAAUCAUCCAUUAACGUCCCUGCUAUUGCUGCUGCCCAUGUCAUUAAGAGAUACAUUGCUCAAGCAGCAGAUGAACUGUCCUUUGAGGUGGGGGACAUCGUGUCUGUCAUCGACAUGCCACCAAAGGAGCUGACCUCGUGGUGGAGAGGAAAACACGGGUUCCAGGUUGGAUUCUUUCCCAGUGAAUGUGUUGAACUCAUCAACGACAAAGUCCCUCAGUCCGUGACCAAUUCGGUGCCAAAACCAGUGUCAAAGAAGCACGGGAAGCUCAUCACCUUCCUGAGGACAUUCAUGAAGUCGCGCCCAACGAAACAGAAACUGAAACAGCGGGGGAUCCUCAAGGAAAGGGUGUUUGGCUGUGACCUGGGCGAGCACCUGCUCAACUCUGGCCAUGACGUGCCCCAGGUCCUCAAGAGCUGCACGGAGUUCAUCGAGAAGCACGGCAUUGUGGACGGGAUAUACCGGCUGUCGGGGAUCGCCUCCAACAUCCAGAAACUGCGCCACGAGUUUGACUCGGAGCAGAUUCCCGACCUGACCAAGGACAUUUACAUCCAGGAUAUCCACUGUGUGGGCUCCCUGUGCAAGCUGUACUUCCGUGAGCUCCCCAACCCCCUGCUCACCUACCAGCUCUACGAGAAGUUCUCAGAUGCUGUUUCUGCUGCUACAGAUGAGGAGAGGCUGGUUAAAAUCCACGAUGUGAUACAGCAGCUGCCCCCUCCCCACUACAGGACACUGGAGUUCCUAAUGAGACAUUUGGCUCGUCUGGCUGAUUAUUGCUCCAUCACAAAUAUGCACACCAAGAACUUGGCCAUCGUCUGGGCUCCAAACCUCCUCAGGUCCAAGCAGAUCGAGUCUGCCUGCUUCAGUGGCACGGCCGCCUUCAUGGAGGUGCGGAUCCAGUCGGUGGUGGUGGAGUUCAUCCUGAACCACGUGGAUGUGCUCUUCAGCUCCAAGCUCAGCUCUGUCAUCAGGGAUGGGGCAGGGCACAGCUCUUUAUCCCGGCCCAAGUCUCUGCUGGUGUCCUCCCCCUCCACGAAGCUGCUCACCCUGGAGGAGGCUCAGGCACGGACACAGGCCCAGAUCAACUCUCCCAUCGUGGCAGACAGCAAGUACAUCGAAGUGGGAGAAGGCCCAGCAGCUUUGCAGGGGAAAUUCCACACAGUCAUUGACUUCCCAUCUGAAAGGAAAAGGCCUCCCAGCAAGAUAAAGAAGUCUCCAGUGGGGAGCUGGCGUUCCUUCUUUAACCUGGGAAAAUCCUCCUCCGUGUCCAAGCGCAAACUGCAGCGCAACCCCAGCGAGCCCUCGGAAAUGAAAGCCAUAGCCCUGGCAGGAGGACGAGGAGACAGCGGGACGCUCCGCUCGGCCAAGAGCGAGGAGUCCCUCACCUCCCUGCAUGCUGUGGAUGGUGAAUCCAAGCUGUUCCGGCCCAGGAGGCCCAGGUCCAGCAGCGAUGCCCUGUCUGCCUCCUUCAACGGGGAGCUCCUGGGGAACAUGAACCGCUGCAACUCCUAUGACAACCUCCCCCACGACGACAGCGACGGGGACGAGGGGCUUAUCCACGUCCCUGCCCUCAUCUCCCCCCGCUCCUCGGAGGACGUGGACCUCAGCCCGCCAGACAUCGGCGUCGCCAGCCUGGACUUCGACCCCAUGUCUUUCCAGUGCAGCCCCCCCCAGGCAGAGUCCGAGUGCCUGGACAGCAGCACCUCCCUUCUGGAGUCUGUCGAUAUCAAUAAGGAGAAGCCCAGCCUGCUCAAGAAGGAUUUAGAAUCAGGCAGCCAGUCCCAGACCCCAGGCAGUGCCACGAGCUCUGAGCCAGUGUCCCCUUUCCAGGAGAAGAUGAGUCCCUUCUUUACGCUGGACCUGAGCCCCACGGAAGAGCAGGCCUGCAAACCCCUCAGCUUCUCGCCCAAGACAGCCCGAAAGCCAAUCAAAUCUCCACCACUGAGCACAGAACCCACCUCCUUUGUGCUGCCUAGCCGUGUGCCAGAGACCAUGGGAGGAGUGCCCACCACAUCCAGGAACUCCUCUGCUUCCAGCUGGAGCAAAGAGAUUGGCAUCACUGAGAUCACAAACAGGUCCCCAACCCAGAUGUCCUUGCCCCUGAAAAACAGUGAAACAGGAACAGGGGAAGGAGCCCACCAAGAGCUGCAGCAUCCCCAGCUAGUGGCUGCUUGCAAAGCAGAUUUGCCAGAAGAAGGGGAGAGAGCCAUGCCAAGCAGUCAGAAUAAGACUGUACCCAGUGGACACACCCAGCCAGGAGCAGUUGCCCUCGACUCCCCCCAGGAUCCUGUUCCCGUCAGUUCUGUGUCUCUUAUCCCUCCUCCUCCUCCGAAAAAUGCAGCGCGCAUGCUGGCCCUAGCGUUAGCCGAGUCCGCGCAGCAAGCAUCGGCCCAGUCCCACAAAAGGCCAGGAGAUGCUCAUGCUGAAAGCACAAAUUAUGGAGAGGCUGAAGCUGGCACAGCUCUAGAAAAACUCCAUCUCUCUGCGGGCGCUCCCGACAAGCUCCACCUGUUCACUGCUGUGCCCGAGAACCACCUGCACUUCCAGCCCGGGGCACCUUUAGAGCAGGACUGCCAAGGCACGGCCGGGGAGCAGAACCACCCGCCCGGCGCACCUGGAGGCCAGGAGCCCCCGCCUCUCCACACGGGCGUGCCCGGGGACACGCCUGGCAGCAGGGAUGCGGAGCAGGAGCCGUGCAGCUUCCACCCCAGCAGAGCGGGGGACAAGGAGCCCUUCCCGGCCCAGGUGGGGGACUGGGAGCACUCGGCCGUGCACGGCCCCGGGGCGCUGCCGGAGCGGGAGCCGCCCGGCACGGAGCCGCCCGUGGAGCAGCCCCACCUGCGCGCCGGCCUGCCUGGGGACAAGCUGCACGCUCCCUGCACGCCCGAGGACAAGCUGCCACCUCCCUCCGUGGCUUCCGCCGGGGACAGGGGCGCCCCGGGUGCGGUGCCCUACCUGAGCACCCUCCCCAGCACGGCUGAGCCCCGCGCCCCGCCCGGGGCCGCCCCCCAGGCAGACGGCACCGUUCCCCCCGCGCCGCGCACGGCCCCGGCCCCGGCACAGAGACAGGAGCACCAGGCAGCCGUGGGACAGGUGCCAGCGGCCAAAGCACCCAGCGGCUCCGGGCAGAUGUGGAGCACCGCUGCACCUGAAAAGCCUCUGGAGCCCACGCCUGGCUUUGUCUCUGAGAGCAGUUCCAGUGCCCGUGGCUCCUCUUCCGUGCCCACGGGCCACCAGGGCCACUUGGAAAAGCCUCGGGAGAGCACGAGGGCACCCCCGCUGCACCUGCGCUCUGAGUCAGUCCCUGCGCCCUCCUCCUACAGCUUCACGCCUCCCGUGCCGCCCGUGAGGACACUGGAGAGCAAGAUCGCCGCAGCCAUGCACUCCAACAACGCAGACACCAUCAACAACUCCAACUACCACUCCUUCCUGGCCUCCUCCAUGCUGGCCUCCUCCGUGGAGGAGGCGCUGCUGCCGCCACCGCCGCCGCCACCUCCCAAGCACUCGUCGCUGCAGCCGGUGUACGUGCCGCACCCCAAGCCGGAGAGCCUCCCCGAGCCCCUGGGGCCUGACGGCUACCUGCACACCAAGCACCAGUACCGGCCCGACGGCGUCCCCGCCCACGGCUACCACGGCAAGGCCGAGCAGCACCAGCCCUACCCGCCCCGCCCGGAGCCGCCCGUCGCCGCGGGCGCGCGCUACGGCUCCUACGGCACGCAGGGCAAGGGCUCUGCCGCGGGCCUGCACCCCAAGCCCCGCGGCCGCACCGACUUCGUGUCCUCCGUGAGCCCCACGGGGCUGCGGGGCGCUGGCUACGCCGAGGAGGCCCCCCCGUACCCCACCAUCCGCAGGGUGCAAUCGCUGCACGUGCCCAGCGCCGCUGCCGCUGCCGCCAUCCGCUCCGUGCCCAUCUCCCGCACGGAGGUGCCCCCGGACGACGAGCCCCUGUACUGCCCGCGGCCCCUCUACCAGUACAAGCCCUAUCAGCCCCACUCCGACUACCACGUCACGCAGCUCCAGCCUUACUUCGAGAACGGGCGGGUCCAUUAUCGCUACAGUCCCUACUCCAGCUCCUCUGGCUCCCCCUACUACACCGCGGCCGACGGGAGCUUCUACGACCUGGAUCCCUACAGCACCGUGCGGGUCCGGCCCUUCCACGGCCUGCCCGGCCGCGACUUCGGCCCCUACGCGUCCCGGCUGCAGGGCAAGGGGCUGUACCGCUACCCCAGCCUGGCCGCCUACCCCCGGGCAGGGCUCAUCAACCACCUGGGCAAAGAGCACAGCUUCGUGAGCAGGGACGUGCCCCCCGCCCCGGACAUCAAGCACAUGUACAUGUCGUGGGACCUGGAGGACAUGGACAAGUACCGCAUGCAGUCCAUCCGCCGCGAGAGCCGCACACGCCAGAAGGUCAAGGGGCCCCUCAUGUCCCAGUAUGACAACGUGGCCCCGCUGCUGCAGGACGAGCUGGGCGGCCUGGACGCCGUCCACCUGCGCAGCAAAUCGGAUCCUGGCAAGAGCGGCCUGCUCACGGUGGCCGAAGGGAAGGAGGGCAGGUACCCGGCCAAGGCGGCCACGCCCGAAGGGGAUGAGCGAUACUACGGGCAGCACACAGAGCCUGAGCUGGACAGAGCCCACUAUCAUGGCGGGGGCUACGGGAACGGGCAGCCUGAGAAGCCGUCCCUGCCCCAGAAGCAGAGCAGCAUCCGGAACAGGAAGAUGCACGAGCCAGGCGGCAGCAGCAGCGAGCACAGGACACAUUUGCAGCAGGAAGCGAACCAUAGGCAGCCUUCCGAACCCAAAAACGGACCCCCUUACCCCGAGUACAGGCCCAAGGGCGGCCUGGAGCCCUCCGAGCCCAUGGGCUACCAGCACUCGGGCAGCAAAUACAUCCCAGGCAGCCAGGAGACCCUGAGGCUGAACCACAAGGACGGGAGGUUGGCAGAGGACAGGCCGGAUCUGGAGAGGCCCCGAGGCAGAGCGCCCAUGGAGAAGCACUCCAGAGACUGCUACAAGGAGGAGGAACAUGCUGCCCCUCCCGUGGCACCACCGCCCAAGCCCGAGCGGAGCCACAGCCUCCGGAUGCGGGAGCACCCCGAGCCCAUGGAGAGGGACUCUGCCCUGCUGUACCCCUACCAGACCCUGGGCAAGCGCCAAAGCACGAUGACUGUGGUGUCCCAGUACGAUAACCUGGAGGAUUAUCAUACCCUGCCUCAGCACCAAAGAGGGGGCUAUGCUGGAGCGGGGGGCUUCGUGCCCCCCGGCUUCCCCCACGUGCACAGCAGAACUUACGCCACGGCGCUGGGGCAGGGAGCCUUCCUCCCCGCAGAGCUGUGUCUGCAGAGGCCCGAAACUGAGGUGCACGUCGAGUGAGCUGGGGGGGGACGAGGGAUAGAGUCUAAGCAGCCUCUGCUGGACAGUGGACUGUUUUAUUUUUUCAGUGAUGGAGAAAAACUCCCCUACCCUGCCCCAGUGAGCAAAGCAAACCCCCCUCAGCCCUCCCCCGGCCCCCACUCACUGUUUUUAUGUAGUAGAGCUAUAGAUUUUCAUGUAGUUUUAAGCCACCUGGGAGGACAGGGCAGGCUGUUGGCACACGGGUUGCCAGAGGCUGGGCAGGGCUGACACAGAUGCUGUUGGGGCAGGGAGGGAAGGAGUUUUCCCUUCCCAGACAUGACACUGGCUGCUCCUCCCCACGCCCACGGUCCCAUGUAUGAUGGGCUGUGCACGAUGGACUGUGCCUGCAGCUCCGUCCUGCUGCAAACUGCCCAUCCCAGGCUGGCUCUCAGGAAAGGGCCGUGGAGGAACCUCGGAAUUCAGCCCCAGCAAGAAUGGGGCUGGGGCAAGGCUCCCCAGGGAUCCUCUCCUUGCUGAGGCCCUGCCUCUGCCGUGGGCGUGGUGCUCCCACUGCAGCUGCUCUGAGCUGGGUGGGGGCCUGGUUUGACUUUGAGCCUGUGGAAUAGGCUCCGAAGCCAGCUCAGAACAUGACAUGCUCAUUACAUUUCUUGCUUAUUAACAAGCUGCUUCUGCCUACAAGAAGUUCAUUUCCUUCACAUUUCUCUGUUGUAAGCAGAGGCCAGCUGCGGGAGCCAUGUAGGGCAGGUUUGCAUUUCUCACACCAAAAGAAAUAAAACACAAAACUACACCAAACCCUACCCCCAGAGCUGGGAACAGCACACCAAUUCUAUGCCAGUCCUUCCUCUUUGCUGCAAGGCUAUCCAUGGCCCAGAUGAGCUCAUUCCAUCCUGUGGCUGGCAAGACUGUGUCAUCUCACUGCAAAAAAUACUAGAAAAAUAGCUUAAAAGAAAAGU
Sturnus vulgaris (Common starling) is the source of this 7009-nucleotide messenger RNA. RefSeq names its product Rho GTPase activating protein 32 (gene ARHGAP32). NCBI's taxonomy places the organism in Eukaryota, Metazoa, Chordata, Aves, Passeriformes, Sturnidae. The record is from RefSeq and is a predicted model, not a curated record. Gene Ontology annotation, biological process: small GTPase-mediated signal transduction. Gene Ontology annotation, cellular component: nucleoplasm; actin cytoskeleton; fibrillar center. Gene Ontology annotation, molecular function: GTPase activator activity; phosphatidylinositol phosphate binding; protein binding.